UGAGAUACUGUGUAUUUUAAACAGUGAGAUCGUAUAGAUUGGUUUUUGAGGCGAUAUUUUGCAAUAUCAGUUUAUUUAUUUGACCCUAUUGACUUGAACCUAAGAGUUAAGUAAAUUCGACCCAAAUUUGAUAAUUGUGAUACCUAGAGAAUUCAGUUGGUGCAGAUCUUUGGGACUGAGAGAUAGUGUAUUUGUGUUAAAUGAAAGUUUGAAAAUUACAGUUUGUUUUGAUUUGGGGAUAUUUGAGACAUCAUCAAGAUGAAUAAAGCUCUGAUCUUCCUACUAGUAACACUAGCAGUACUCGCGUUAACAGAAGCCAGGUCUUGUGGUUCCCGUUCACGAUGUGACCAGUGUUGUAAAAGCAGAUGUGGCAAAGGUGGCUCCGAUUCUGAUUCAUCAUCAUCCUCUGACUCUUCAUCGUCGUCGUCAUCGUCAUCUUCGUCAUCAUCCUCAUCAUCAUCCUCUUCCGAAGAGGAUGACAGAGGAUGCGCGUGCUGUGGAUGUUGUGAUGGCGGAAGAAGAAAACAUAAGGAUUCUUCAUCUUCCUCGUCUUCAUCAUCUUCUUCGUCGUCCUCAUCAUCAUCCUCCUCUUCUGAGGAAGACGAUCCACAGUGGUCUUACAACUGUAUUUACGAGGUUCAGCCAACUGAUACUAUUUUACGGCGAGUGACUUCUUGCCGUCGUCAACAACCCCCUAGAGCCAAAGAAGUCCAAACAUUUCAAGACCCGAUGUGGUGGACCAAAAAGCUAAAGUUUGUGCAACAAGUCGCAACAGCCGGACAGACAGUUUUCAGUAGAAUCAAGCAGUAGAGGUACCAGUGUUAAAUAAUUUGUUAUGUUAAUGUUAAACUGUGAUUAAUGUUAUACCAAAAAUGUGUGCAAUAAAAAUGUUUUAUUA
Molecule: messenger RNA, 898 nt
Organism: Spodoptera frugiperda (fall armyworm)
Lineage: Eukaryota; Metazoa; Arthropoda; Insecta; Lepidoptera; Noctuidae
Product: osteocalcin 2-like
Exons: 7
Coding region: 259-810 (183 amino acids)
Source: RefSeq, a predicted model, not a curated record